AUGAAGAAGGUGGUUUACUUGGUGUUGCUUCUCAUGAUUGUGGCCAUUGCUGGGGCAGAAGCUGAUGGCUAUGGCGUGUGUGGCAAGUUCAGUCCAGAUAGAAUGCUCACACAUGUCCUUCGUCACUGUGCUAAACCAGCCAGAGACUUAACUGUUCCUGUGUCUCCAAAAUGCUGCGAACCUCUGUCACAAGUUUCAGAGGAAUGCUUCUAUGCCAUCAUCAAAUCUGACACGUGGAAAUACUCAGGCAUCAAUCCUAGAAUCGCCUUCACCAUUCCCAGACGUUGCCACCUCAUUCCACACCACCCCUAG
Prosopis cineraria is the source of this 312-nucleotide messenger RNA. RefSeq lists its product as uncharacterized. NCBI's taxonomy places the organism in Eukaryota, Viridiplantae, Streptophyta, Magnoliopsida, Fabales, Fabaceae. The coding region runs from base 1 to 312 and encodes 103 amino acids. Gene Ontology annotation, biological process: systemic acquired resistance. Gene Ontology annotation, molecular function: fatty acid binding. The record is from RefSeq and is a predicted model, not a curated record. The transcript has a single exon.